Molecule: messenger RNA, 399 nt
Organism: Theileria parva strain Muguga
Lineage: Eukaryota; Apicomplexa; Aconoidasida; Piroplasmida; Theileriidae
Product: putative integral membrane protein
Exons: 3
Coding region: 1-273 (90 amino acids)
Source: RefSeq, a predicted model, not a curated record
AUGGUUUUAAAAUCAGUUUAUAGGAAUUUGCCAAGUUUAUAUAGAAGUAAUUAUAUCCUAACGCAACGAGUAAAAUAUCACGCAAAGAGUAAAUAUGAAGGAAAAGGAUUCAGAAAAUUACUCGGUCCACUCUGGCCCCUGACAACCCCGGGAUUCCUACAGUCAUAUGCCCUUAUCACAGGCUUCUUUCUUUUAUUGUAUUAUCCCCUGGAUUCAUGUUUUUUUGGUGUACGCAAACUUAAGGCUGAAAUGGACGCUAAAGUUGGAGGAUGAACACAUUGGAUACACUCGAUUUAUUUUUACAAUUUCAAGUUAUUUCUCAUUUUUGGAUUAUUAAAUAAAUAAAUUUCAAACAUAAAAUUUUUAAAAAAAGCUCUCAAUUUCCAUAUUUCAAACUUA